AACACUUUCUCUGGAUUUAAUAGAGACCAUGCGUAACAAACUGCUCCUAUAAAUAAUGGGAAUAAAACUUAAAAGGCGGCAACACCUGAGCUCUCAGUCUGCAGAGGACCCAGUGGUUUAGGGAUGAGGCUAGCUGUGCGCAUUUCAUACUGCUGUCAGGAUAUCUCCCUCCGUUUAGGCUGUUAAAACGAGGUUAAAGACUUUUAGACUUUUUAAACAUUUUGUUUUCUUUGGUCCAAUUUUUGUCUGUCUCUUUCUACUGGUCAUGUCAGCAGCACUGAUGCUCUUUAUCCUGGUGUCCUAUGGAAUUGCGUCAUCUAGUGUGUUAGGAGAUGAUGAGUGUCAUGUGGAGGUGUCUAAUCUAAGAGCUAGUAUACAGAAGCUUGAUGAAGUGUUGUUGCUUGGCGAGUGGAAACUGGCGCACAUGCGUGCACACCGCCGCUUCAAACAGGUGCCCAAACUGGAUCCAUUGAUAGACCACAACGAGACCACCUUACCAUCACUGCCGAGCACCGGGGGAAACAUACUGGUUCAUGACAGAGAUUGCUCUGAGCUGUUUGACAGAAUAAGGCCUAAUAGUGGGUUCUACAGGAUUAAACCCAAACCAACAAUGGAGCCUUUCCUGGUCUACUGCGAUAUGGACGAUGGAGGAGGAUGGACUGUAAUGCAGAAACGUUGCAAUGGAAAAGUGGACUUUAACAGAGACUGGGAGGAGUAUAAGAAUGGAUUUGGUAAUUUCCAGUUAAGUAAAGAUGAGUUCUGGCUGGGCAAUGAUCGUAUUCACAUCUUGCUGAAUAGAGGACAAAAUGUGAUGAAGAUUGAUUUGAUGGACUGGAAUGGACAGAAAUCAUAUGCAAUAUAUGACAACUUCAGAGUGGCAGAUGAAAAAGAUAAGUACAGGCUGCAUUAUGGCAUGUACAGUGGCCGGGCGGGGGAUGCUUUAUCUGGUGGAAGUAACAUGGUGGAGCAGUGGUCUGCCUCCCACAGCGGCAUGGGGUUCAGCACCAGGGACCAGGAUAAUGAUCGCUACCUGCAAGGAAGCUGUGCCAAAGAGAACAAAGGAGGCUGGUGGUACAACAGGUGCCAUGCUGCUAAUCUGAACGGACGAUUUUAUCGAGGGGGAACGUACACAGCCAAUCAUGACAAUGGAGUGGUGUGGAGCACCUGGAAAGGGCUUUGGUACUCCCUCAGACAAACAAGCAUGAAGGUGCGGCCUGCGGCUUUUAUGGACAGUCUGGGCAGUGGGGCAGGACCUGAUGCCUAGUUAAAACCCUCUGUCUCAUUUCUAUGCUUAUAUCUUCACUUUAUAUCUACACUCCAAGAGAAUUGUAUUUGUAAGUGAACUUUAGACUAAAGCAUUAUAUCAAAGAAAGUGGUGUACAGAAGUGGCUUAUCUUAAUAUAUCCUAUACUGACAAAUACUGACAAAUCUAAGAAAUGAGUGUACUUUAUUUACUGAGAAAUAUUUGACAUGUUCCUUUGGGAUAUCUUUCUAAAGCAUGCGAUUAUAUUACAAAUCUAGACAUUAAAUACACAAUAGUGUGCAUGAUAAAGUAAACAAGCAUUCAAAAUCUA
Molecule: messenger RNA, 1574 nt
Organism: Astyanax mexicanus (Mexican tetra)
Lineage: Eukaryota; Metazoa; Chordata; Actinopteri; Characiformes; Acestrorhamphidae
Gene: fgl1b
Product: fibrinogen like 1B
Exons: 7
Coding region: 266-1264 (332 amino acids)
Source: RefSeq, a predicted model, not a curated record